Messenger RNA from Amphimedon queenslandica, 399 nucleotides. Its product is annotated as putative ankyrin repeat domain-containing protein 30B-like. Gene Ontology annotation, molecular function: protein binding. NCBI's taxonomy places the organism in Eukaryota, Metazoa, Porifera, Demospongiae, Haplosclerida, Niphatidae. The annotation marks the transcript as partial. The record is from RefSeq and is a predicted model, not a curated record. The transcript has a single exon.
AUGUGUGACGUUCCUCCUGAUCAACCAGACAAUAGCAAUAACACUGCAUUACUGUACUCAGCAAUGGGGGGCCAUUCUGACCUAGUGGAAUUCUUAGUUGAGAGAAAUUGUAAUACUUCUCAGCUUAAUUGUGAAGGUGUUUCUUUAUCAUUGUUAGCUUGUCAAAGUGGAGAGUUAGCAUUAGUCCACAAGCUUGAAUCAUUAAACCUCUUCUCACCAGAUUCAAAAGAUUUGUAUCGAUCUGGCAUAAUGUAUUACUCUUCUAUGAAUAAUAAUGUUGAGCUUUUUAAGUAUCUUUUAAAUCGAUAUCAAUUAUCUAUUGAUAUAAAGGAUCGAGCUCAUAGGAUUCCACUUCAUAGUGCUUCAUGGUGUGCCUCAUCAUCAGUUGUUGAGUAUAUU